Molecule: messenger RNA, 294 nt
Organism: Knipowitschia caucasica
Lineage: Eukaryota; Metazoa; Chordata; Actinopteri; Gobiiformes; Gobiidae
Source: the annotation of a GenBank genome assembly
AUGUGUGAUAUCAUCCUGGCUGUUUACCCGUCAUUGUCACUAUCUGAUCAAGGCUUAGUGCAGCAGCGCCUUCUCGGGCUCACUGCGAGGAGGAGGAGGAGGAUCAGCGGUGUGACAGUGAAGGCCGUGCAGAGCGCUUCCUGCGGCCUGGAGCGUGUUGCAGCCGUGCGUCUUGACACAGCCUCGUCUGUAGCUGCUGCUGGCUGCUGCAGGCGUGCUAUUUGCGGCAGCGGAGAGGGGGCUCUGCGAAAUGCCUUUUUCAGCGGGCUGUCCGAGCUCCUGAGCCUGGGAUGA